Messenger RNA from Thelazia callipaeda (thelaziosis nematode), 261 nucleotides. Lineage: Eukaryota; Metazoa; Nematoda; Chromadorea; Rhabditida; Thelaziidae. The record is from the annotation of a GenBank genome assembly.
UUUAAAAUAGUAUUUAUGACUGGAUGUGAUUCUGGGUUUGGAUAUUCAUCACUUGCAGGGUACUUUACUAAAAAUAUUGGCAAAAAUUUGGAUUUUCAUGAUUCUGCCCGGAGUACCGCUAUGAUGAAAAGCGGCACGGCCACUACGAUGUGGGUGCAAUCAGUUGGAGGAAAUAUAUGUCUACGAGUCGGUUGCUUGCUUAAAUGUUGGGCAGAUUUGUACUUUCAUAGGUUAUUUGACCAUUUAGUUAACUUGUUAUAG